GCUCCGCGCCCCCCGGCCCCGCCGUGGAACGCCGGGCUCGCCGAGUUUGCCCACCCCACUGGCGGCAGGGUCUGGGCGGGUGUCCUGAAGGGGCCCCGGAGGUCCUGGCCUGAGACCCUGGGCGGAAACCCCUCCUGGAGUCUCCCCCCAGCCAUGGACAGCCCUAGUCUUCGAGAACUCCAGCAGCCUCUGUUGGCAGGCGCAGGCUGUGAGCCCCCUGCCCAGAAGCCUGGCCAGCCUGAGCUGGGGCCUCUCUUAAGAGAGACAGCCUUUGUGGAGUCCCUCAGGGGCUGGCAGUUCAUACUACCACCUCUUCCCUCCGUGAGCGCUGGCCUGGGGGAGCCAGGGCCUCCUGACGUUGAGGACGUGUCAUCCAGUGACAGUGACUCGGACUGGGAUGGGGGUGACCACCUCUCCCCACUCCUACCCCACGACCACCUUGGACUGGCUGUCUUCUCCAUGCUGUGCUGUUUCUGGCCCGUGGGCAUUGCUGCCUUCUGUCUGGCCCAGAAGACCCGCCCUAGCUGUGGCCCUGCGGCACCCCCUGUGAACCCAGAGCCGGGCAGCCAAGCGCAUCUGUGGGCAGAGUGUGGAGGACCCAGGCGGAUGAGGCGGCAGCAGCAUCCGGAAAUGGGAGCGAGCCGGACAACACCCUUCCCUUCCUGACCGCUCACCUGGCGGCAGCAACGCGAGA
Messenger RNA from Propithecus coquereli (Coquerel's sifaka), 694 nucleotides. It is a transcript of the gene TMEM91, whose product is annotated as transmembrane protein 91. The transcript has 4 exons. Gene Ontology annotation, cellular component: membrane; intracellular membrane-bounded organelle. NCBI's taxonomy places the organism in Eukaryota, Metazoa, Chordata, Mammalia, Primates, Indriidae. The coding region runs from base 154 to 666 and encodes 170 amino acids. The record is from RefSeq and is a predicted model, not a curated record.